GAUGAAUUACCCAACACAUCAGAUUGUUACUAACGGUCUCAGUUAACACACGGUUAGAACCAUGAAUAAACUGCUUAUUUUCGCAUGCCUCGCAUCGCUAGUGUCCUGCUCACUGGCAGCCGGUCUUCUACAAAAAGCAGCUCAAUUGCUCAGAUUUGACAAUGACAAUGAUGGCACAGGAAACUACAGAUUCUUUUUUGAACAAGACGACGAAACGAGACACGAACAGAAAGGCACUUUGAGGAACGCGGGAACUGACAACGCAUUCGUCGCAUCUGAAGGAUUUUACACGUGGCGAGCUCCUAAUGGAAUACUGUACUUGGUGAAGUACAUCGCUGAUGAGAACGGCUUUCAACCUACAGUGGAAGAAGGGCCAGGCGCCUUGCCUCCUGCUGCCACUGCCAGUUUGUUAGGCUGAGAUAAAUUUAAUUUUAAAAAUU
Plodia interpunctella (Indianmeal moth) is the source of this 440-nucleotide messenger RNA. Its product is annotated as endocuticle structural glycoprotein SgAbd-5-like. Gene Ontology annotation, molecular function: structural constituent of chitin-based larval cuticle. NCBI's taxonomy places the organism in Eukaryota, Metazoa, Arthropoda, Insecta, Lepidoptera, Pyralidae. The record is from RefSeq and is a predicted model, not a curated record. Bases 62 to 418 code for a protein of 118 amino acids. The transcript has 3 exons. Gene Ontology annotation, cellular component: chitin-based extracellular matrix.